Messenger RNA from Acanthoscelides obtectus, 2380 nucleotides. The record is from the annotation of a GenBank genome assembly. Lineage: Eukaryota; Metazoa; Arthropoda; Insecta; Coleoptera; Chrysomelidae.
AGCAUGUGAAUCCUAGUUUCCAUAUGAAAGCGAACAUAUUUUAUAGUAAUAUUAAAUAGUUAGUAAUUUUUAGCUUCAAGCUCAAGACACUCUGUGAAACUCAGAUGAGAUGGCUUAGAACUUAGAAGGUGUCCUCAUGCACGGAAGAAUCUGACUUAAAGCUAAAAAUGAGAUAUUAUACAUAAGUGGAAAGAAAUGGAUGAAAGGAUUAUAUAGCUACUGCAAUUCCAUUGCAAACUGUAUUAAUCCGUAUUAUCUGCAGUAAUACCGCAAGAUUGUAUGGAUAUAAUAAUAAAACCUCAAAUCCGUUAAGACCCUAAUAAAUUAUGCUUAUCAUUCCCCGCUAGAAGAACGAUUGGAUAAAUACGAGAAUUCCGUAUCCUAAAAUAAUCACCGUAAAUAUUUGCUAUGCCUGUCUCUACAACUGUACCCCUUCUUUUUCUAAGUAUUGUUGGUGUUAUAGGUGAUUGCCGAUCAAUUUAAAAUACCUGAGUACUAGUUAAAAAUGCCAAAGCAGCUCUCAAAUUGACGCAGUUCUUUCUCUUUCUUCCUUUCCUUCUUCUUCCAUUCUUUGUCCCUGUCUGGUAUAUGGGCAAUCACGCUUGGCAGAACUACUCACUCGCAAUACUUUAACCAAGAGCAAAGGACCUACGGACCACUCUGAAUCUGACGAAUAGAAUAGUCGCCUAAACUGUUAAAACUGGAGUUAUUUGCGUUCAUAAUGAGAGCAACAGAAAAAUUCAUUUUUUGGCGUCGCCCCGUAGCUGUGAGCCUCUCUCCUCCUAUCUCUAGUCUUCAUGAUCGUAUUAAGUAACCUUAACGGGGCUCCUACAAUCACGAGAACCAUCUGCUGAGGUAACGGGGGGGUGAAAAGGAAACGAGGGUGGGUUGGGGCUAGAUUAUCGCUUAUCGAUCUAGAAGUAAAUCGUUUCUUAUUUUGGUACUCAGCAAGGGAUCAUUUAGUAUUUUUCUCCUCUUGUUACUGUUCGUCGAUAUUGUGUUGUUGAAUUGUUGUUGGUGUGAUAGUUCUUGAGUGCCUUUUUCAUCAAGGCUGAUAAUGGACAAUAAAGGGUCAUACGCGACCAUUUUAAUUACGGAUGCAGUGAUGAUGAAGUCAACAAUAGUGUGGAGCAAAAUACAUUGGGCGAAUGGUUUUCAAGUUACGUGUUACUGGGGCAGUUGGUCGAUUUACAGACCGGACUAUGGUAGAUUCACGACAGACAACUUGGACCCCAAGCUAUGUACGACAAUAGUUUAUGCUUUUGCCGGGCUUGACUUAGACCUUGAGAUCACCUCAUUGGAUCCGAAAGCCGAUAUUACUGAAGGAGGAUACUCAAAAGUUAUAGCGCUCAAAGAGGAAAACCCUUGCUUAAAAGUGAUUUUGGCUGUUGGAGGAUCGAACGAGAAGUCUAGAAAGUACUCAGUCAUGGCGCAUACAGUCGAAGGUCGAACAGCUUUUGCUAACAGCGUUCUAAAGUUUCUCGCCUACUAUGGUUUUGAUGGUGUAGAUUUAGACUGGGAAUAUCCGACGCUUCGUGGAGGUAUCAAGGACGACUAUAAUAACUUUCCACUGGUAUUACAAACUUUGAAACAAACGCUUGAGCCUUGGGGGUACGUCGUUUCUAUAGCUGUCUCCAUGUCAGAAUCGAUAAUCAGGGAUACGUAUGACAUACAAGAUAUCGCAAGGUCCGUAGAUUACGUGUACUUAAUGGCAUACGAUCAUGUGAGUGCGUCGUCACCUAAGACUGACCUAUCUGCACCUAUGUCCGAAUUUACCAAAGCUGUUAAUCUAUGGUUAGAGAACGGACUACCAGCGGACAAACUGUUUUUAGGCAUACCAUUUUACGGCCGCUCCUUCAUAUUGGAAGAUCCAACAAAGAACGGUAUUGGGGCUCCUGUAACAGGUCCUGGAGACCCCGGUGCAUUUUCAGGGGAACACGGAUUUCUAGCAUAUUACGAGAUUUUAGGAGAACUGAUGGUUGGAGAAUAUGAAACAAAAGAAGAAGAUGGUACUAUCUACUCGUACAACGAGGAUCUGUGGAUCACGUACGAUAACGAGGCCUCCGUGAAAAAUAAGACACACUGGGCUAUCGCAAAAGGACUCAAAGGCGUGAUGAUAUGGUCCAUGGAAAACGACGACUUUGGGGGCCAAUUUGGAAAUCGUUAUCCUCUUCUCAACGCAAUGAACUCGGCUAUAAAGGAAAGCAAGUUGUACAGGAAACGAAACACUAAUUAAUAAAAAGCUAUAUUUGCUCUUACUUACUAGUUUCAGUCGUUAAUACAUUUUUACACUCUUCUACCUUCCAAUUAAUUUUAAAAAAUAAAUACCUACAAAUUAUGACAUAAAUUACCUAUGAUACACAUGUAAUAUGCCGUAACU